AUGUCAAGGUUGCCUUCUACUUUUGAUGGUUUGAGUUUUUCUGUGUUUUGGAAGAGGAGGGACGGGGUUUUGGUGACUCGAUCAGCUAAAGUGAUUCAGUCUGUAGCUGAAUAUGAUGAGAAGUUGACUUAUACUUGCUCGGUUUACGGCAGUAGGAGUGGACCUCACCAUUCUGCAAAGUAUGAAGCGAAGCACUUUUUGCUAUAUGCUUCUCUUCUCAGUGCACCGGAGCUUGAUUUGGGGAAGCACCGAGUUGAUCUCACGAGGUUGCUUCCUCUUACUCUGGAGGAGCUUGAGGAGGAUAAGAGCUCGGGUAAGUGGACUACUAGUUUCAGGUUAUCAGGAAAGGCUAAGGGUGCUGUGAUGAAUGUCAGUUUUGGGUAUAUGGUUGUUGGUGAUAACGCCAGCACGACCAAAGAUGGUCAUAAUGCUCCUAAUGUAUUGACUUCGAGGCAGAGUGGUAGUCUUCCAUUGACGAAACCAGAUGUUAAACAGAGACAGUAUGAUGGAAGCAGCAGUGUGAGGCGUGCUGGAAGUUUUCACGGUGCUUUACCCGUAGACGCUUCUCAAGGUAAAAACCUUAGCAGACUGUACUCGUCUCAAGCUGUAGAGUCGGUAAAGGAUCUUCAUGAGGUGUUGCCAUCUUCUAAGUCUGCACUAGCCAGCUCAAUAGGCGUCUUAUAUAAGAAAUUUGACGAGGAAAAAGAAAGCAGAUCGGUGGACAACAAACCUGAUCCUGAUUUGUCAAAAGAAAAUAUUGAGCUAAUUAAACCAGAUGCGUGUGCUUCAUCUGAUAUUGAAAAAGAAAUGCAGGAAGUGCAUGUAGAUAACGAUGGAAAUACAUCUCCAGUGCUUGACACACCUGAACUCGAUGUAUUUCAUGAAAACCUAGAGACAGAUAAACACGAUGGCUAUCUUUUACUUGAUUCUGAAAAAGAAAACCCCGAAGACUGUCAAGAUAAGGAUUUUUCUGUCGUUGAUAAGGGUAUAGAAAUCUCACCAAUUGAACCCAUUAAAGUAGAGGAAUCAUUCACAGAGGCUUCUGAAGAUGCUUCUACAGUUGAUAGUUCUCUUAUCCUAGAUACUGCAGGUUUACAAGUUUCUUCCGAAGAUAGUUUUAUACAUGAUUCUCUUCAUGAGGCAAAUGACGGUUGUAAGGAUCACACGGUGGCCGAUGAAUCUGCUUACGAAGAUGAUGAUUUAUUCACAAAUGAACUGCUGCAAGAAUUAGAAGCUGCUAUAAAUAGUGUCUCAGAUUUGGAGACGGUGGCUCUAGAAUCUCCAAAAAAAUUGGAAUUCAGAACUGAAUAUAAGAUGAGAAAGACAGAUAGCUUAGACGAUGUUACAGAAUCGGUUGCAAAUGAAUUUUUAAGCAUGCUAGACAUAGACCAUAGUUCAGCGGGCUCAAAUUCUGGAAACGAGCCCGAGUCUCCGAGAGAGCUUCUGUUAAGACAAUUUGAGAAGGAAUCACUGGGUGGUGGCUUCUCUUUAUUUGAUUUUGAUAUGGACUGUGACAACGAAGCUGGUGAUGACUAUGAUGCCUCUACUGGAUCUGAGCAGUUGAACUCCUUAUGGUGA
This is a messenger RNA of Vicia faba (fava bean), 1578 nucleotides long. NCBI's taxonomy places the organism in Eukaryota, Viridiplantae, Streptophyta, Magnoliopsida, Fabales, Fabaceae. The record is from the annotation of a GenBank genome assembly.